Oryzias melastigma (Indian medaka) is the source of this 1537-nucleotide messenger RNA. It is a transcript of the gene ebag9, whose product is annotated as estrogen receptor binding site associated antigen 9. The transcript has 7 exons. NCBI's taxonomy places the organism in Eukaryota, Metazoa, Chordata, Actinopteri, Beloniformes, Adrianichthyidae. Gene Ontology annotation, cellular component: secretory granule. Bases 357 to 998 code for a protein of 213 amino acids. The record is from RefSeq and is a predicted model, not a curated record.
AAGGCCGUGAACGCAGCACGAUGACGUGUACUUCCUCGUUGCAGCUCCUCCCAAUUCAAAGAUGGCAGCCCUGAGACAGAGACGAGCAUUAGCAGGAAUUUAAGUAUUUUGUCGUGAAACCAGGUCUUUGUGGGGCUCUGCUACGUGCCUGCUUUUGUUUUCACGGUGAUGUUUUUACUCACUGUCAAUGUGUCGUCUGAAAAAACGCUUUCAAAUAGUUAAAAAUACAAUGUUUUCCAACGGGCUAAGCUAGCAAGCGGCGCUUAGCAAAUAAAUGAACUUGACUGUUUUUGCCUCAAACACGAAGCAUCUGCUCUGCAUACGCGCUGUUUACAUCACAUUAGAUCAGUUUCAUCAUGGCCAUCACUCAGUUCCGUCUGUUCAAGAUCUGCACAUGUUUAGCCAGCAUCCUCUCCUUUCUGAAAAGGUUGAUAUGCAGGAGUGGAAGAGGACGCAAACUUAGUGGAGAUCAAAUAACUCUCCCAACAACAGUGGACUUUUCCUCUUCUUUACAAAAGCAGCCAGAGAUCGAAGACUGGAGCUCCUGGGACGAAGACGCUCCCACAAGUAUUAAGAUCGAAGGUGGCAACGGCACCGUCUCCCCUCCACCCAACGAGGAGGAAGAAGAACCAGACUACUUUAAAGACAUGGCCCCCACCAUCAGGAAGACACAAAAGAUUGUGCUGAAGAAGAGGGAACCCAUGAACUACCUGGCUCCUGAUGGCUCAGCAGGAUUCUCCAGCAGGCUAGCUGCUUCCCAGGACAUGAUGGCGUUCAGUCCACCUUCAGCUGAACUGGGGGAAAUGGAAACCUGGCAGGAAGACACAAACGCCUGGGAGGAUGAGUCUGAUGCUGCCUGGGAGGCGGAGGAGGUGAUCAGGCAGCAGAAGCUGGCUGAAAGAGAGAAGCGGUUCAUGGAGCAGCAGCGGAAAAAGAUGGAGAAAGAGGCUCAGAGAAUGCUGAAGAAGGAGCAAAAGAUUGCCGUCAAGCUUUCAUAACAUUUUAAAAAAGCUCAGUUUUGAGCCAAAAGGGAACUGGGCUGGGGCACAGAGACACUGAUCUAUUAUGAAUUUGUCUUUCAAGUAAUUAAACCUACCUGGAUUUUCAUCAUGAACUGGUUAUUCUUUUUUUGUAAAUUGACCUCCUUCAUUUCCAUCUGUUUUGGCCGCAGCUGCAGUUCUGUAGCAUUAGUCUCAGGAGCAGGUGAUGCACUUCAUGUGGAACGAUCUUCAAGAACAUCAUCACAUCCUGCUGUUGGAUCUGAUAGGCAGAGUCAGGAAGCCACCUCGUCUUUGUUCCUUGGAAUCAUUUGUAAAUAAACGGGUACCUGUGCUUCAUUUUACAAACUCCAGAGUGCAGUAAUUUAUUUUGGCAUCACCUGUGAACCAGUGACAUCUUUUGGUUUGCUGCUUAUGUUUUUAUAUUCUUGUCAUUCAGUCCUAUUUCUGUUUCUACUGAAUGUUUCUUGUUUCAUCUGUACUGUGGAGCCCUCACACUGAAGGUCUGCAAAAAAUACAAUAAAAAAACUGGAGCUUUA